This is a messenger RNA of Rotaria sp. Silwood2, 801 nucleotides long. NCBI's taxonomy places the organism in Eukaryota, Metazoa, Rotifera, Eurotatoria, Philodinida, Philodinidae. The record is from the annotation of a GenBank genome assembly.
AUGAUUCAAAUAGUUGAUGCGAGUGAAAAAUAUGGCGAUGGGCAAAAAACAAUUGUAGCUGCUGAGUCAAUUGCUGCUGGUGAAAAAAUAUGGUGGUGUUCUUGUAGUAAUGAUGAUUAUAUUAUGUCACGAGAUGAUAUUCUUCAUUUGAUUGAAAUUCAACCACAUUUAAGAAGUUUUCUUUGUUGGUAUUCAUAUAUGACUGAAGAUGAUGUGUAUUUAAUUCCUCAUACAUUUGCUACACAAUUAAAUAAUGAUGAAUGUGUUUUAUUUAAUCAUUCUUGCGAACCAAAUUGUGGCUUUGAUUCAGGUGAUGGAAAUACUAUUGUAGCUAUUCGAUCAAUUAGUAUUGGUGAAGAAUUAACAUAUGAUUAUAAUUUUCUUGAAACUGAACCAUCAUUAAUUCGUGGUACUGUUUGUAAAUGUGAUACACCAUCAUGUGUUGGUACACUUAUGUUUGAUCGAUAUCGUGAUGAAGAUUUUCAGAAACGUUUUUAUUUAUAUAUGUCAUCUUAUUUACAAACACGUGUAAGAGAAUUAAAAACAAAAUGGUAUUCAACAAAAUGUUUUACACGUUCAGCAACCGAUGAAAAACGAAAAUCUUUACACGUAUUAGAAUGGAUACAAGCUGGAGAAAUCGUUGCACGCUUUUCAGGACCAGUCCAUAUUGAUAAUCAUUUUAUAAGAAAUGUAAAUAAAUUUGAAGCAACAUGUAUGAUUGAUGAACAUAAGCAAGUUAUUGCUUUGUAUGAUUUACCACCAGAAUCAGAAAUUACAUUAAAUUAUCAUGGAAAGUUGUAA